Molecule: messenger RNA, 2228 nt
Organism: Haliotis rufescens (red abalone)
Lineage: Eukaryota; Metazoa; Mollusca; Gastropoda; Lepetellida; Haliotidae
Product: RING-type E3 ubiquitin-protein ligase PPIL2-like
Exons: 20
Coding region: 85-1665 (526 amino acids)
Biological process (GO): protein folding; protein peptidyl-prolyl isomerization; protein polyubiquitination
Cellular component (GO): catalytic step 2 spliceosome
Molecular function (GO): ubiquitin-ubiquitin ligase activity; peptidyl-prolyl cis-trans isomerase activity
Source: RefSeq, a predicted model, not a curated record
GAAACAAGUUGAGUGCGGAGCUGUAGUGUUCCUCAACAUAACAACUUCCGCUUGUGUUGACUAGACGAAUAAGAGGGACUCAAAAUGGGGAAGAAACAGCAUCAGAAAGAUAAACUGUACCUGACCACCACUGAGUGGAGGAAUGAGUGGGGUGGCUACAAAGGGAAACAGAACACGGGGCAAAAUGCCAGAUUCAGGAGACUACCUUUCCACUGCUGCAGUCUGUCUCUGCAGCCAUUUGAACAUCCACUGUGCACCAAGGAAGGAAUAAUUUUUGACUUAAUGAACAUUUAUCCCUUCUUGAAGAAGUAUGGAGUGAGCCCAGUUACUGGAGAGAAAAUGACCUCCAAGGACCUGACCAAGCUGACAUUUCAUAAGAAUGCUAAAGACCGCUAUCACUGCCCAGUCACCUACAGGAUAUUCAACGAGAACACUCACAUCGUGGCCAUCAAGACCACAGGCAAUGUGUAUUCCUAUGAGGCUGUUGAGAGACUGAACCUGAAAGUGACCAACCUUCGGGAUCUGUUGACCGACGAGUCGUUUACUCGGAGGGACAUCCUUACCAUCCAGGAUCCUACAAACUUGGACAAGUUCAACAUGUCAGAUUUCUACCACAUCAAAAACAACUUGAAAGUUCCUGAUGAAGACAGCGAGCUGUCCAAGACUGACCCCAAGUACCGCCUGAAGAACAUCAACUCAGAGGCCCGGGAUGCGCUUGAAGAACUGGACCGCGACUACAAACCCAAGGAUCUCCACCUGCUGGGUAUUACAAAUGAGCAGAAAGCCAAGGCAGACAAGUUCAAUGCCGCAUCCUACUCAACUGGGGCAGUAUCAGCCUCCUUCACGUCCACUGCAGUGACCCCGCAGACGGAGCAGGAGUCUGCUCUGAUCCAUGAAGACGUCUUGAGAUAUGAGCGUGUCCGCAAAAAGGGUUACGUGAGGAUGGUGACAAGCCACGGCACCCUCAACAUAGAGAUCUUCUGUGACAUGGUGCCCAAAACGUGCGAGAACUUCAUGCAGCUGUGUGGCAGGGGGUACUACAACGGACUGAUAUUCCACCGGUCCAUCAGGAACUUCAUUGUCCAAGGUGGAGAUCCAACCGGCACCGGGAAGGGUGGAGAAUCAUGCUGGGGUCCUGCCUUCAAGGACGAGUUCAAACCCAACCUGACCCACACAGGCAGAGGGAUGCUGAGCAUGGCCAACAGCGGGCCCAACACUAACACGUCUCAGUUCUUCUUCACAUAUAGGUCCGCCCGACAUCUGGAUGGUAAACAUGCUGUGUUUGGCAAGAUUGUUGGUGGUUUGGAGACCUUGGACAAAAUGGAAGCUAUUGAAGUCAACAAACAUGACAAACCAAAGGAAGAAAUCAAGAUUGAGAAUGUCAUCGUGUUUGUGAACCCGUUUGAUGAAGCGGAUGAACAGCUGAAGAAAGAAAGAGAAGAUGAACUUGAGAAACAGAAGGCAGCAGCAGAAGCAGAGCGGAAGAAGAAGGAACGGAGGAAGAUGGAGGAAGAGGGACCACGUGUUUUCAAGAAGGGUGUUGGGAAAUACAUCAACAUGUCAACACUUAAGCGAAGUAAGGACGAGGAAGAUGCUUCCUCAGAGACAGUCAAGAAGAAGAAGACAAAAGGAGAAUACUCAUUUGGGGACUUCAGUGCCUGGUGAUGCAGCAAGAGUUGUCUCAUGCCGUUACAGGGGGCAUGUCAGUGAUGUCGCAGGAGCCAGGACACCAGGCAGAUUACCAUGACAGAUUCUUACAUUCAAGAUUCUUUAGAUCAGAGUCCCUCAACUUGAAGCUCCAAGUUUUAUAAGACCAUAAUAUCUGUCCGUGUUCUGGUUAUUUUCAAGGGGGGGAAUAUGAAGCCAUUAAUCAUGAGUCAAACAGCAAGAAUUUCAGCUUUAGUGUCAGUAAGUUGUGUAGAUGACCAUGUCAUUGGUCCCUGAAAAUGGAAGUGACUCCAUGUCGGAUUUAACUGGAUUCCUGGCCAGAUACGAGGGGCGUUCAAUAAGUUUUGCAACUCUAGGCUGUACAGUUAAAUCACCCACCCUACAGCCCAGACUUUCUCCCCAGUGACUAUUUUCCUUUUCUGGCAAAUGAAAUCUGCCCUACAUGGAAGAAGCUUCCAGGAUGACGAGGACAUAAAGGCUGCCACAGAGGUGUGGUUAGAGGGCCAAUCUGCGGAUUUCUAUAAAAGUGGUAUUAAAAGCUUGAAGGACAAAUGGAAUAA